Messenger RNA from Corvus hawaiiensis (hawaiian crow), 2005 nucleotides. RefSeq lists its product as uncharacterized. Bases 326 to 1123 code for a protein of 265 amino acids. The record is from RefSeq and is a predicted model, not a curated record. The transcript has 6 exons. Lineage: Eukaryota; Metazoa; Chordata; Aves; Passeriformes; Corvidae.
GCUGCCGGUGCCACUGCGCUGGUCCCUGCGGAGGAGCCAGGAGGGGACAAGAGAGCUGGGAUCUGGUGCCAAGCCUCGGACCCAAGGGGACAGAGCCAGGGCUGGCCUGGCACUGCUGGGACACACCUGGGACACCCAUCACCGGUGCCACACGGACCUGCAGAGGAUGGUGAGGUGACCUCGAGACGGCCCAAGCAGGGCCAAGCUGGCCUGGCACUGCAGCAGGUGGCAGGGACAGGCCGGGGGGGCUGUGCUGGCACGGCCACGGCUCUGCUGCUCCUGGGUGUGAUGGGAGAGCCAGAGCCGGCUGCUGGGAGAGGCAAAGAUGUGGGAAUGGGAAACGAGGGGGAUUUUCCAGUCUUGGCAGGGGCAGGGAGCCUGUGUGGGCCGGGAGAGGCUGGACGAGGAGAAAAGGAAAACAGCGACUCCUCAAGAAGAGAAACUGGAGCUGCUGGAGAGGCUGCGGGAGCUGGAGCGGGGCAGCCGCGCCCUCCUGGAGCAGAGGCUGCGGGUGCUGCACCGGCUCCACGGGCUGCUCCAGAGGGACAAGGUGGAGACCCUUCGGCAGCUCCAGGAGGCCCUGGAGCAGGAUCGCGCUGCCGGGAGCGUCCGCCGGGAGCAUCUCCCGAGCCGCCCACGGGAGCCGGCGGGGCCGGGGCGGGCUGGGGGCUCCCCGGCCGUGGGGACCCCCCCGGCGGCCCCGUGGGGACACGGCCGCCGCCCCAGCAGUGCCGUGGGACCGGGCUCUUCGCCGGCAGCCCUCGGCCGCGCUCUCCACGUCCUGCGGGGGCUCCGGCAGCAGCUCCAGCGGCGCCUCGGGCAGUGGCAGAGCGUGGAGGGAGCCCUGGGAGCCGCGGCACAGAGGAAGGAGAGACAGAGGGAACAUCCCCAUCCCGCCUCCUCCCCGUCCCUGAGCUCCAGUCCUGAGGUCCAACAGCACGGCCGGGGCUCCCCGGGACUCCUGCACCACGUCCAGCACCACUUCCAGGAGCUGCAGCUGGAGAAGACACAGAACACAGGGAACCCGACUGUCCUGGGGGGACAACUGGGCACCAGGGGCAGAGAGGAGGGCCAGGCACAGCCCGGGGUGGGAACUCCCCCUCUGCCACAGCCCCGGUGCUGAUCCGAGGAAAGGAAAAGGGGCAGAGCUCCAGCACGGAGCACAAUUCCUGGUGGGAACAGCCCUGCAGGGGUUGUGACCUCAGGGAGGUCCCACCACCGUCAGCCACAGUGGCACCAGGGCUGUUUGCUGAUCCUGACGGGAUCAGGCGGGAUGGAAUCACAGGAACCCUCUCCAGAGCUGCCUGGAUCUGGCACAGGGUCCCACAUCCCACCCUGCAGCCCCUCCUCUGUUCAGUCUCCCAUCUCCCACUCCGGGAUAGAGCCAGGGGCAGCUCGGAGGUGACAUUUCCUUUUCUGCUCCACCACGAGGACACAGGUUGGGAAUUCAGGGAAAAUUCCAAGCUGAAAAGGUGGUUAAACACUGGCACAGGCUGCCCAGGGCAGUGGUGGAAUCACCAUCCCUGGAAGUGUCCAAAAAAUGGGUCCAUGUAGCACUUUGGGAUGGGAUUCAGUGGGAUUCAGUCAAAGGUUGGACUUGAUGGUCUUGGAGGACUUCUCCAACCUUAGUGAUUCCAUGAUUCUGAGUUUUCUCCCCGGGAACUGAGGUCCCAGUCACAGAAUUCCAAUGAACACAACAAAGCUCCUGCAAACUCCUCCUAAAAAAGCACCACAACGUUGUAACGGAUCCCGGAGCUGCCAAGUGCCCUUGGACAAGUGGGAUCUGUCCAGGGAGCCAGGCUGGGAUCGCUGACCCUGGGACAGGAAUUGUUCCGUUUGGAUGCUUUAGUUCAAUUUGGAAAAGGAGGAAGCCGUUCCUCAGUCUCUGCACUUCUCCUUGGGAAAUGCUGGUUUUAAUUUGCAGGAGAACAUCCAAGGAAAGCUUCUCCUCGUGAAAAGGGGAAAAUGGGAGUCUCUGGCAGGAUUUUAUCGCUGUGCCUCGUUC